Molecule: messenger RNA, 4694 nt
Organism: Bombina bombina (fire-bellied toad)
Lineage: Eukaryota; Metazoa; Chordata; Amphibia; Anura; Bombinatoridae
Gene: YPEL1
Product: yippee like 1
Exons: 7
Coding region: 405-764 (119 amino acids)
Source: RefSeq, a predicted model, not a curated record
CUAUGACAAGCUCAUAAUCGUAGCUCAGUCGUGGCAAAGAUAUAAUGACAACAAACCCAAUAGCAAAGCUGGUCAUGUGCGUGGUGUGAGACUGCUGUUGUGUAUUGUGUCUAAGCUCUUUGUCUAGCUCAGUGUACAACAGACUUUUAUUGCCUUCUCUCAGAUCAUGCAAAGAAAAAAAGUUGUCUACAAUGUCCCUUUAAAGAGAGAGCCAUGCCAGGGGUUCGGACCAAAGACUGCAAGUUGACUUUCUCCCCUGGCACCUGUGUGGGAAGUGCCACACACUCCCUAAACCAACAACGGCUUUUGCUUGCAUUUUCCAGUGUUUCUUUUGUCAGCGAGUGCAGCAAAGUUGUAAUUCUUCCAGUGCCAGCCCCGAGCUGAGUGAGGAUCCACCGACCGAAAUGGUGAAGAUGACAAAAUCAAAAACUUUCCAGGCUUAUCUGCCAAACUGUCACAGAACUUACAGCUGUAUACAUUGUAGGGCACACUUAGCCAACCACGAUGAAUUAAUAUCCAAGUCAUUUCAGGGAAGUCAAGGAAGAGCCUACCUCUUUAAUUCUGUGGUGAAUGUGGGCUGUGGUCCAGCAGAAGAAAGGGUUCUUCUAACCGGUCUACAUGCAGUAGCUGAUAUUUACUGUGAGAACUGCAAAACCACACUUGGUUGGAAAUAUGAACACGCCUUUGAAAGCAGUCAGAAAUACAAGGAAGGAAAGUUUAUCAUCGAACUGGCUCACAUGAUAAAGGACAAUGGCUGGGAGUGAGCUAAAUGAACGGAGUCUGUGACGUGUACAUUAGACAAUGUGAUUUUUCAUCAGACAGCUGAAGAUAUUAAUGAAGUUCUAAGCAAGAAAAAAACUCACAAGACUGGUAGAGUAGUUCAUGGGCACAAGGUGGUCAAAUUUUCCUUGCCACGUGGUCAUUUUUUACAGCUUUUUUUCUCUUUAACCCUCUGUGAACAUGCUAGUGUGUGAUUAGCUGUUUUUUCCCCCAGAUACUACUACAGGGACCUGCAAUGGUGGGAAAGGAUUUUGCUUUCUCCAAAUGCAUAGUCAGAGAGAUCUAGUUUAACCUUGUAACUUUUUUUUUUUUUAGGCUUGCAGUUAUUUUUGUGCAUGUCUGUAUUCUACAUUUUCUCUCUCAGACUAAGAAUCGUGCAUCAUAACUCAGAAACUGAAUAAGUAAUUGUGCACCUGUCCAAAGGAAAAAAGAAGAGAAUUAUGUGCAAGAUUUUUUUUCUUUCUUUUAAAAACCCUUUGCUACAUGUAUAUAUGACAAUAUUGUAGUACAAAGACUUUCAUUUAUGAUUGUUUGCAAAAUCUGUUCACUUCACUGUGAAGGCUUAAGAAGCAAGAUGAACGAGAUGUACAGCGAUAUUAACGCCUUCAAUGGGAGAUCAAGCAUUUAACCCCCUUUAGUGUCAGAAGAAGCUUUCUAUAAAGGGGCAGGACUGAUGUUAAAAAGCUUCAACUUCCAAGCGUGUAAUUUAGUUUACAGAUGUUUAAGAAACGGUAAAAAAAGAGUCUGGGACUCUCUGCUGGUUUGGGAAGAAGUUGCAGGAAACCAUGUUUGUUUUUUUCCCUGCAAAUGUUUUUGCUUCUGUUCAAUCUGGUGAAAUAUAUGUAUUUUUUUUUCCCCUUUGGGGGUGGGGGACAACUUCUGCUUACCCAGUGUGUUAGAUAUCACUCUGUAUAAGUCCCUAUAGUUGCCAAGACAACUUUAUAAUUGCAAAAUUGUUUAACAAAAAUGAUUCCUAUAUAAUGUUGGCACGUACAUUUGAUAUUAUUUUAUGGCUGGUUCCAUAAACCAUUGCAGGUUUAAUUUAAUGCACUGGACAAAGAGGGCAUUUGAAAUAAGUUAUUAAUGUUGCUCCUGAAUUUUGCACACUAGCAUUUUGGAAACGUUCACAUAGCUAAGCCUAUUUGUACACUAUUAGAUACCAUAUUUUCUUUUGUAGAAUAGUUCAUGUAAAUCCUAGGAUUGGGGUGGUUUGCUGGUUGAAUCAUUUCUUUCAUAAUGUGUGUUUUUUUUUUUUUUGUUUUUUUUUUGUGUAAAAUCAUUGAAAGUGUUAAAAAAACAAACAAAAAAAACACAAGAUGUCUAUGAAACAUAGAUUAAACAACUCCUAACAUAGGCUUCUCUGCUGCUGAUGAAUCUGGAUGAAGUGAAAAGGUGCUUGUUCUUAAAUGCUCCAUUAACUAAUGUGUGCAUUUUCAGCCUUAUUUUGCAGUGCUGCUUUUUAGAAAGGUUCCGCUUUUUCUCUUCAUACAUGAUGCAUGUCGCACUUCCCCUAGUAGCUGCCAACAGGACGUUUGCUAAAUCCUUUUAGCUUAUGGCUUUGUGUUUGUCUGUAAUGCAGUCUUGCAUGUUAGCUAGCUGGUCAGGACUGGCUAAAUUUAGCCAAAUUCUAGCCACAGUUCUGUCCUGUAAGAAAGCACAUUACUGAAUUGUAAACAUAGAUCUGUGGGUUUGCAGGACAAUUUAUUUUUAUAUACAACACUACAAUUACUGUAAGCACUUUGACUUAAAUAAUAUGGGAAUUCUUGCAAUAGAAACUGUGUUUCUUCCCCAAAUAUUUACUAUAUGAUUCUCUAAACUAUUUCAGUAAGAUAAAAUAAUUAAUGCUGCUUAAUGCAUUCUCUAUAGAUGUUCGCUGGAUUGCACUUUAAUCAUAAGGUAUGCUUCAAUUUCUAUUAUUGCUUAAAGAUAGUUCAAGAUAUGAAACCUCUUUUUUCAGUGCAUUGUUGAUUCAUGUACAGAAUUACUUUAGACUAAAUCUAUUAUGUAGUUGCAAAUUUGCCUUUUUAUGCAACAAAAUAUUGUACCUAUCUCAAUUGCCCAUUAACUCCAUCCCUGCUUAGAAACCAUUUGCUGUGCAAUCGCUACAGGCGGUGGAGACGAUAACUGUAUAUGUGUGUCUAUAUGUGUAAUAUUAAUAUAUAUAUAUAUAUAUAUAUAUAUAUAUAUAUAUAUAUAUAUAUAUAUAUAUAUAUUAUGUUGGUUAUCUUAAAAUGGGGUAAUCUUUGUAUGCAAUGUGCUAAUGUCAACCCUUUAAAAAAGGUUUUUGCCCUUUUGGUUGUCAACGGGUUAACUUAAUUAGUAGUGCAGAGAUGUAUUCUACAUAAGAUUGUUUAAUUGAAUUAUAUUUUCUAGAAUUCCUAACCAUUACCACCCCAUGCUCUCUGCUGUUUAACUCUGUGCUUAUGAUUAUGGCAAAUAUUGCUUACAAUUUUUUAUGUAACCAAAUCUAUUCAGCUGCCAUCAAAAGCCAGUUCUUGCCUCAUGAACAAAGCACCCGCUUAAAAAAAACUCCUGGUUGUGGCUAAGGUAAUACACGGGUCAGUCUGGUCACUGAUCCUAUUUUUUUUUUUCCAGCAAUUUGCAUAAAACUUGAAAUAUAUAUAAAAAUGAAAAAAAAAGCAUUUUCCAUUUAACCAAUUUUUGUACAUAAUAUGGAUAAUAUUUAAAAUGAUUUUUGUUUUUUUUUGUGUGUUAAUGUGUGAAAAGUUUGUUUUUGUUAUACCUUUCCAUACUUUUUUAUGAUCAUUGUAGUGACUUAACAUGUGCGGAUGUUUGUGUGCGUGCGUAUUUUAAUAAGCUGUAUUCAAAAGCUAUUGUGAAAUCGGUUUUCACCCUUUGUUUUCAUCUUCAGUGUCUCCAUGCCCUUAUUGACGAACCAACUCCACAAUGUAGGCAGGGGGGUGCAGGGAAACAAAGUUUCUAUCCUUGGCAUUGAAGAGCAACAUCUCCACCAGAGCAAUAUGAAAAUAAAUAAAACUGGGCACUGUUUGAAAGUAUAUUGUGAAUAUCUGUAAGCUUUUGCAGAUUCUCUAUAUGUUUUUGAUGAUGGUUCAGGCAAGGUUAGUUCAUCUCUUUGCAGACCCUCUGUAGAGUUAAAGGGACAGUCUACACUUUCUUAAAGUCUUACUUUAAAUUAAACUGCAAAUAGCCUCCUGCAACCUUUCUAUAUCAUGCAGCAGUCACAGUAAAAAAGUUAUUUUAAAAUGACUAUUGUUGCUGGUCACUUUGAAAUGGCUGCCAAGGUCUGCCCACUGAUGACAUCACAAUCUUGGCUGCAUCUAUGCACUCUGCUAAAUAGCAUUGACAGUCUGAUAAAUCCAAUUAGUGAUAUUUCUGUAACUAGUGAAGCCUUUAAUGCAGCCUGUGUCGUGAUGUCAUCAGUGAGCAGAGCUUUGCAGCCAUUUCAAAGGUAACAAACAAGUCAUUUUAAAAUACCUUUUUUUACUGUUACUGCUGCGUGAUAUAGAGAGGGUGCAGGAGGAUAUUUGCAGCUUAAUCUAAAGUAAGACUUUAAGAUGUAGACUGUCCCUUUAAGGAAUGAUAGGUCACUACUUUUGGAUGAGUUGCUGAGUUCAUAUGGAUAAUCCAUAGUGUUAGGCACCUACAGAGCAGUGCUCCAGCACAAUUAGCCACCAAGGCAACUGAAUUCUGAUACUGCAUUUGAAGAUACAAUUUUUCUGUCCGUUCUACUGAGUGAGAGGAAUUACUGCAUGAUAUGAUGCAUUACACAUAGUAUAAGCCGCAAAGUCACUUUAUUUACACUCAGUGCUUUCUUUUUUUAAGCAGACAUAGCUUUGUUGUUCUGUCUAGCAAUAUUGUACAACACUUGUGUGAUUGUUUGUUUCACGUUGUAUUCUAUUUGAGAUAUCACAAUAAAAAGCUUUAAUCAGCAA